Molecule: messenger RNA, 1953 nt
Organism: Angiostrongylus costaricensis
Lineage: Eukaryota; Metazoa; Nematoda; Chromadorea; Rhabditida; Metastrongylidae
Source: the annotation of a GenBank genome assembly
AUGUUAAUCACUGGCGAAUCCGGUGCCGGUAAGACAGAGAACACGAAGAAAGUCAUCGCAUACUUUGCGAAAAUCGGAGCUCGUACGAAGGCAAUGUCAACGGCCGGAGUGAAAACCGUACGAUUCGAAAAUCUUGGUGAAGCUUCGCUGGAGAAUCAAGUCGUACAAGCAAAUCCAGCCAUCGAAGCAUUUGGUAACGGUUCAACAGUAAGGAACUAUAACUCAUCGAGAUACGGUAAAUUUAUUCGAAUCCACUUUGACAAACGUGGAAAACUCGUCGGCGGCGAUAUUGAACAUUAUCUUCUUGAAAAAUCACGUGUGAUCAAGCAAGCGCCCGGCGAACGAUCUUAUCAUAUAUUCUACCAAAUCUUCACACAGAGAAAACUUCGUGACGUUUUCCAACUCGGCGAUGAUAUUUUGCAGUAUAAUUUCGUAUCACAAGCUGAGAUCACUGUUCCCGGUAUGGACGACAAGGACGAGUUCCGAAUCACCGAUAACGCAUUCGAUGUGAUGCACUUCAAUGAUCGAGAGAAAUAUGAUCUGUAUAAGGCUUGCGCCAUAAUUCUACACAUGUCCCGAUUCCGCUUCAAACAAAAACCCCGAGAAGAACAGGCCGAAGUCGACAGUAUGGAAGGUAAGCGUUUUCCAUUGAACCUUUUUUUCUUAUUGUUUCCCUUAGUACGACCGAAAAUCAAAGUCGGUACAGAAUGGGUGCACAAAGGACAAAACAAACAGCAGGUGCAUUGGGCUGUCGAGAGUCUGGCUAAGGCGAUCUACGCUCGGGUGUUCAACUGGCUGAUCCGACGCAUCAAUCGGACGCUCUCCAUCAACCUGGACGAGUCCGCCAACUACAUCGGAGUGCUCGACAUCGCCGGAUUCGAAAUAUUCGAUUGUAACUCAUUCGAACAGCUAUGGAUCAAUUUUGUGAACGAGAAACUCCAACAAUUUUUCAAUCAUCACAUGUUCGUCUUGGAGCAGGAGGAAUAUGAACGAGAAGGAAUUCAGUGGGCGUUUAUUGAUUUUGGUCUUGACCUACAGACCUGUAUCGAUCUCAUCGAAAAGCCACUCGGUAUCAUCUCAAUGCUGGACGAGGAGUGUAUUGUACCAAAAGCCACCGACACAACUUAUGUGGAAAAGUUGAACAGCCAACAUCUUGGCAAACACCCAAAUUUCCAGAAGGCUAAGCCACCUCGUGCGAAUCAGGCACAGGCUGAUUUCGCUAUAAUUCACUACGCUGGCACAGUUCGCUAUAGUGCGGACCAGUGGCUGGAUAAAAAUAAAGAUCCUUUGAAUGACUCAGCUGUGGCUGUGUUGAAGACAACUGACAAGGAGAGCUUGAUCUAUCAGAUUUGGGAAGACUAUGAGACGGAUGUCGACCGCGAAGAACUUGCCUCUAGAGGUAAAGUAAAAGAUCGUAAGAAAGGUAAAUCGGCUUCAUUUCUUACUGUAUCGACGAUGUACAGGGAGUCGCUUGCCAGUCUCAUGGCCAUGCUGCACACUACUCAUCCACAUUUUAUUAGAUGCAUAAUUCCGAACGAGAAAAAAGCUAGUGGAGUUAUCGAGGCACCACUUGUUCUCAAUCAGUUAACAUGCAAUGGAGUGUUGGAGGGCAUUCGGAUAUGCCGUAAAGGUUUUCCGAAUCGCAUGACGUUCGAGGACUUCCGCUUCCGUUAUGCGAUUCUCGGCCCAGACGAGGCGACAGGAAAAGACGUGGCUCAGGUGCAAGUGGUUCCCAGUCUCUCUUUUCAUUUUCUUUCUACUGCAUCGACAAAAGUGCUAGACCGACUCGUAAAAGAGAAUAAAAUUCUGGACGGGAAUUUUAAAGUCGGUAAAACUAAGGUAUUUUUCCGCGCUGGAAUCGUUGCUAAGAUGGAAGAGUUACGUGACGCUGCGUUGGGCAAAGUGAUCCUGAAGCUUCAGUCCGCUGCCCGGCGCUAUCUAGCCCAGGUUUGA